Messenger RNA from Rhagoletis pomonella (apple maggot), 1866 nucleotides. RefSeq lists its product as uncharacterized. The coding region runs from base 1 to 1866 and encodes 621 amino acids. The record is from RefSeq and is a predicted model, not a curated record. Lineage: Eukaryota; Metazoa; Arthropoda; Insecta; Diptera; Tephritidae. The transcript has a single exon.
AUGCUAAAAGAUCAAUCAAAAAUUUUAGAAUACGACAAAGAGGUUAAGAGCCUCAUUGACAACGGAAUUGCUGAAAUUGUGCCCAAUAUCGAGUCUUCUAGGCCGAUUUAUUACAUGCCGCAUAAACCUGUUUAUAAAGAAAAUAAAAGCACAAUGAAAGUGAGAAUCGUUUUCGAUGCGUCUUCGAGCGAAUCCGGCCAUACUUCGCUGAAUGAUCACCUUAGCGAAGGUUCUAAUCUCCUUGCCGACUUAUUCACAAUGCUACUACGUUUUAGGGCAAAUCGUAUCGCUGUGGUGCGCGAUAUAGAGAAAGCAUUCCUUCAGAUUUUACUGGAUGAAGCCGACAGAGAUACCCAUCGUUUUUUAUGGUACAAGUCAUGUCCAAGCGCAGAUCAACAUAAGCCAGAUCUGGCAAUCUAUCGUAUGACUAGGGUUACAUUUGGCAUAACAUCCAGCCCUUUCCUAUUAGCUAGCACUAUACGUAAUCAUUUGGAUGAAAGUUUAAAAAGUAAUAGCGUGCUGUGUGAAAAACUCAAAGCGUUGUUUUACGUAGACGAUCUUAUAUUCAGCGAACCAACCAAAGAAGCAGCAUUGCAUGUUGCUAAACAAGCUCAAACCGUGAUGGAAGCUGCGAAAUUUAACUUAAGGAAAUGGAACUCUAACGACGUGGACGUAAGGCGAGAGCUUUCUACAGAGGAAGUAGGCAUAGCAGAGCAAAAAAUUCUUGGGUUGGCAUGGUGCACAGUAAACGACAAAAUUUCCGUAGAUGUAAAAUCUUGUAAUGAUUAUAUCCAAACACUACGAGCUACAAAACGUAACGUUUUAAAAGCAAUGGCCAAAAUUUACGACCCGUUGGGGCUAUUGGGCCCAUUCACAGUUAGAAUAAAAAUUCUACUGCAAGAAGUUUGUCGUCAAAAGAAAGAAUGGGAUGUCAUAAUGGAUGGCGAAACUCAGAGUGCAUUUUCACAGUGGCAAGAAGAGCUUGCAUUACUAGAAACUUUCUGUGUUGAUCGAUGUUUGUCAGCAGGCAGUGAAUCGAUAUUGGAAUUGCACAUCUUUUCUGAUGCGAGCCCGAAGGCGUAUGGAGCAGUGGCUUAUUGUCGACAAAUAAUGCCAACCGGACGAAUUCUCACUAAUAUUGUGUGCUCAAAAAAUCGAGUAAGCCCAAUUUCCGAAAAUAAUAAGGAAGUAGAAUUAACGUUACCUAAAUUGGAGUUAACAGCAGCUUUGAUGGCAGCAAGAUUGAAAGAAACCCUUGUAAAAAGCUUGUGCGUUAAAAUAUCCGCAGUUUAUUUGUGGACGGAUUCAAGUAUUGCAUUAAACUGGAUAAAUGGCUGUGGGCGAAAACCUAAACCGUAUAUAAAGGCAAGAGUAGCAGAAAUUAACCAAAUGUCGAACAUAUAUGAUUGGCAUCAUUGUUCCGGCAAGCUUAAUCCAGCGGAUUUGCUAACCAGAGGUAUAAAGGCGAAAAAUCUGCUUGAGUCCAAUAUUUGGAAGUUCGGGCCAAGCUGGCUUCGAGAAAAUGAAGAAAACUGGCCAGCGAAGCUUGAAAUUCAUAGAUCAUCAGUUUUGAAUACUGCCAAUCACAUCGAGCGAAAAAAGCUAGUAAUUGCACCAAUUACUACCAUUGAAAAUUAUAGCAGUCUAAAAAAGCUUUUAAGAGUAACUGCAUACGCAUUUCGUUUUGUAAAACGUUCUAAGAGAAAGUCGACAAACCAACAGUUAGGCAAUCGAAAGUGUAUACAAUAUUGUGAAGUCGAUGAAAUAACGUUUGAAGAACUACAAAAAGCCGAGAUGUACUGGAUCGAACACACGCAGCGAAAUUUUUACAGCAAGGAGUACGAAAUAUUAUCGAACGGACAAUAA